GAUAUGCUUCGGUUAACGCUUAUCACGUUUUGUCGUCGAAGAAGUCGGUGCUACGAUGCCCGGAAAUUCACGAUAUCUGCAAACACUGCUACUUCUCUGCGUCGGUUCUACGAUUUUCUGUGCGAUUUUUAUUACUUUCGAAAGCCUCUCUUCUACCGGGAGAAUCUGGAAGAAAGAAGUUGCGAGGCACGAGGAACAUCCAGCGAAGGAAACGCGAGACAGUUUAACGACAUUGCCGCAUAAACGGUAUAUGACUACAAGAGAACGAGAACGGGAACGGGAACAGAUUUAUAGAACGUCGUUGCUUGGGAGAUGGCUACUCUCCUCGGAGGGAAGCUUACCACCGCCGAUAGUAAACAAUAAAAAGAAACCGUUCCUGAUUUUAAUUUGGAAGCACGGCAAGUUUCUGGAGCGCAGACACAUCAAACGUUUCACCGAUAAAAAAUUCUCGCCUUGGGAGAAUUGUACGGUAAAAAAGUGCGUGUUGAGCUACCGAUCGGAAGAUAUAGACACGGCCGACGCGGUCGUGUUUCAUUUGCAUUUGACGCGAAACGCGAUGGAAUUGCCGGCUAGAACUCGAUGGGAUCAAAGAUGGAUAUUUUUGACCGACGAAUCGCCGAUCCAUACGUUCCUCUACGGGAAUCAGGAACUAUCCACGUACAACGGUCUGUUCAACUGGUCGAUGAGCUAUCGGAUGAACAGCGACGUGCCGGUGCCUUACGGACGAACAGUUUCUAGAUCGUUCAUAAAUUCGCCGAGCAUAAACUUCCCGAGCAGGGAACCGAUCGUGAAGAUGAAAACGAAACUGGUCACAGUGAUGGGUAGCAAUUGCGCGGGCGUGAACGGGCGAUGGAAUUAUAUCAAGCGAUUGAAGGAGAUCCUUGGUACCGAUCUCGACGUGUACGGCAGAUGUCUGAACGGCAACGCGACCGCGUGCCCGGGUCAUUUCGACAGAGAUUGUCCAGUUUUGAACGCGUACAAGUUUUAUCUAGCUUUCGAGAAUUCCAAUUGUAAAGAUUACAUCACGGAGAAAGUAUUUUGGCACGGUUAUCACAAAUUAGCGGUGCCGGUGAUAAUGGGCGCGCCGAAGAAAGACUGCGAGCGAUUAUUACCGCCGCGUUCGUUCCUUCACGUUACCGAUUUCGCCGAUCCAUCUGCUCUGGCCAAUUAUAUCAAGUACCUUGGCCAACACAAUGACAAGUAUCUCGAAUAUCACGAGUGGCGAAAAUAUUACAAAGUGAUCAAUGAACACGGCUACUUCGGCAGUGUUUCGACCCAUUAUUGCCGCAUCUGCGAGGCCCUACAUUACAAUCCUCCUACGACCAAAGUGUACCGACACAUGGAAUCGUUUUUUGACAAAAAACGCGAUUGUGUCCUGUGACACAUGAUUCUUAUUAAUCGUGGUGCAUUAAAAUGUUGCUUUACUAUCCCAAUGUUACGUGUUCAAUUAUAAUAAACUUGGUCGAUCCUUGACACUA
Ceratina calcarata is the source of this 1478-nucleotide messenger RNA. Its product is annotated as alpha-(1,3)-fucosyltransferase 5. NCBI's taxonomy places the organism in Eukaryota, Metazoa, Arthropoda, Insecta, Hymenoptera, Apidae. The transcript is spliced from 3 exons. The record is from RefSeq and is a predicted model, not a curated record. Gene Ontology annotation, molecular function: fucosyltransferase activity. Gene Ontology annotation, cellular component: membrane. Bases 56 to 1381 code for a protein of 441 amino acids.